CUUGCUCCUCCUCCUACAAUGUAUAACCAGGCAGAGCCGAGGACUCUGGCUGGUCAGCAACUCAUCCACAUUCAGUCCAGGACCUGGAAUUAAGAGGACAACUUCCCACACACACAAUGUCAGAAGACAAGAUCACGGGAACCUUGGCUUUCGCUGUCUUCACUGCUGUGCUGGGUUCCUUCCAGUUUGGCUAUGACAUCGGCGUGAUCAACGCACCUCAAGAGGUAAUAAUAUCCCAUUAUCACCGGGUUUUGGGUGUUGCAGUGGAUGAUCGAAGAGCUGCCAGUAUCCACGAUGUCAACAGCACAGACACCCCACUCGUGGUCACGCCAGAAUACACCACACCAGCCCCCUGGGCAGAAGAGAAGGCUGAAGGCUCUGCUCAUAUCAUCACAAUACUCUGGUCUCUGUCUGUGUCCAGCUUCGCAGUGGGUGGAAUGGUCGCCUCAUUCUUUGGUGGGUGGCUAGGUGACAAGCUUGGAAGGAUCAAAGCCAUGCUGGCAGCCAACAGUCUCUCACUGACCGGAGCUCUCUUGAUGGGGUGCUCCAAACUCGGACCGUCACACAUCCUCGUCAUCGCCGGCAGAAGCAUAUCAGGACUGUACUGCGGGCUAAUUUCAGGACUGGUCCCUAUGUACAUUGGUGAAAUCGCUCCAACCACUCUCCGAGGCGCCCUGGGCACUCUGCACCAACUGGCCAUUGUCACAGGCAUUCUUAUUAGUCAGAUAGCUGGCCUCAGCUUUAUUCUGGGCAAUCAGGAUCGUUGGCACAUCCUGCUUGGCCUGUCUGCUGUGCCAGCUCUCCUUCAGUGUCUCCUGCUCUUCUUCUGCCCAGAAAGUCCCCGCUACCUUUAUAUAAAGCUGGAAGAGGAAGUCAGAGCGAAGAAAAGCUUGAAGAGACUGAGAGGAACUGAGGAUGUCACCAAAGAUAUUAAUGAGAUGAGAAAAGAAAAGGAAGAGGCAGCUACUGAGCAGAAAGUCUCUGUGAUCCAGCUCUUCACGGACUCCAGCUACCGACAGCCCAUCAUUGUGUCUCUAAUGCUACACAUGGCCCAGCAGUUUUCUGGAAUCAAUGGGGUAUGUUUAAGACCUCCUAACAUUAAGAGAGCAAAGGGAGCUGAGACAGAAAGAAGCUUAGACUUAAGUCACUAGAAGACAUUUAAAAAC
This is a messenger RNA of Myodes glareolus (Bank vole), 1166 nucleotides long. Lineage: Eukaryota; Metazoa; Chordata; Mammalia; Rodentia; Cricetidae. The record is from RefSeq and is a predicted model, not a curated record.